AUGUGGUGGCCAGGCCUCGAUAAAGAUAUUGAAGCCACAGUGAGACGUUGUCAUCAGUGUGCAGCCAUUGCAGCCCAGGAGUCCCCGGUUCCACUUCAUCAAUGGGAGCCGCCAGAGAAACCGUGGUUUCGGCUACACGCGGACUUCGCAGAGUUGCAUGGGAAACAUUACCUCAUAAUAAUUGACGCAUUCAGUAAGUGGCCAGAGGUGGUGCCUAUGCCAGCAACUACAGCGACAAAGACAAUGGAUGCCAUGAAAGACAUUUUCGUGCAGCAUGGGCUUCCACAGGUUCUGGUGACAGAUAAUGGACCUCCCUUCACCAGUCAGCAGUUUACGACCUUCCUUGCGGAACUUGGAGUUCAUCACGUUCGUACGCCUCCAUAUCAUCCGAAGUCUAACGGACAAGCUGAAAACUUCGUACGAACGUUUAAAACAGCGCUAUCUCGCUCCGCUAUGGAGGGGAGAGAAAAUAUCAGAGAGUUCCUGUUCAAAUACCGUGUAACGCCACAUGCAUCUACAGGUCGUCCACCGUGCGAGCGGCUCAACAGCAGGCACUAUCGGUCUGUGUUGGACCUUGUUAGACCUUCUGAUUUUUCUCCGAUUCCUACGUCAACGGAUGCGGGUGCCCGAGAGCGACAAAGGCGUUGUCAUGAUAAACGGGCACGGGACCGAUCUUUCGGAAAAGACGCAUGCGUGUGGAUGCUUGACCCGCAGAGGAAAGGUCACUGGAAAACCGGAAAAAUUAUGGAAAAAGAAGGGAGAGUGAUCUUCCAUGUGCGAGAUGCUGAUGGGAAGAUUCAUCGAGUACAUAAGGACCAUCUUAAGCUCAGGGAAUCUUUGGAAUCGUGGGAAAGCGGAUUUUCGAAGACAACGGCAGAUCAAGAUCUUGUGCUCGAGGGACCGGAAUUUCCUUUACCGUUCCCCGAAGUGGAGGACCCACCAUUGAGUGACGGAAAUCGUCAUACGUCCUUAAGUGUUCAACCACCGAGGGAUGGACAGGCUGUCGCACCUUCAAGUGAAGCGGCUCCAACGGGCGACAAUACACGCCGAUACCCCUUGAGGAUCCGUCGUUCAGUAGAUCGCUAUGGCUCUACUUAUUAA
Ornithodoros turicata is the source of this 1101-nucleotide messenger RNA. RefSeq lists its product as uncharacterized. Gene Ontology annotation, molecular function: nucleic acid binding. The record is from RefSeq and is a predicted model, not a curated record. The coding region runs from base 1 to 1101 and encodes 366 amino acids. The transcript has a single exon. Gene Ontology annotation, biological process: DNA integration. Lineage: Eukaryota; Metazoa; Arthropoda; Arachnida; Ixodida; Argasidae.